AUGGCACCAACUGACUCCAAAUCUCUCGUUCUCGUGACUGGUGGAAACGGUUUCAUAGCCGCCCAUUGCAUCGCGACCCUCUUGCGAUCAGAAUAUCGCGUCAGAGCCACAGUUCGCUCAGCAGAGAAAGGAGAAGCGACGUUUAAAUCGCUCAACGAGGCAGGCGUUAAAAACCUCGAGCUUCUUGAAUUUUCCGUUGUUCCCGACCCGACCGAUCUCCAGGUUCUUUCACCCGCUUUACAGGAAUGCCAGGCUGUCUUGCACUUGGCUUCCGCUUUCAAUUACGAUGCAAAGCCUGGAGAGUUUGAAGAGAAGUUGAUGAUCCCGGCGGUCAAGGGCACACAGGUCAUUUGCCAGGCAGCUGAACAGAUCUCAUCUAUCCGACGAGUUGUUGUUAUGUCCAGCUUUGCGAGCGUUUACGAUGCUAGCCUGGGGCUUCAGCCUGGUCGUGUCUAUUCGGAGGAGGACUGGUGUCCAUUGACAUAUGAAGAUGGUGUGAAUGCAUCGGCUGUCAAAACCUGGGCUAAUCGAGUUCAGCCUAUCGCGUAUCGCGCCUCAAAGGUGGUAGCCGAGCGUGCUGCCUGGGAUUAUGUUCGUGACCACCCGGUCAAAUAUCAGUUGAUCACGCUCUGCCCUGGAAUGGUUUUUGGAAAAAUGAUCCAUCCCAUUUCGUCGCUUUCUCAACUCAAUGCCAGCAACCAGAUUGUCUGGGACGUGCUGAAUGUGGGACAAGAUGGUGCAAUUCCUCCUACAAAGGCUCCUGUUUGGAUCGAUGUUGAGGAUUUGGCUACAGCCAGUCUUAAGUCCCUGGAACUCUCCACAAAUGGUCAUGAAAGAUUCUUGCUUACACAGUCAUCUUAUGACACACAGGAGAUAGCUGACAUUAUUCGUGGAAAGCUUCCUAAGAGCAGGGCCCCUGUGGGCAGUCCUGGAUAUCGAAUUGCAGAUACACACUAUUCUUGUGACUCUUCGAAAGCACAACAAGUACUGGGCGUGGAAUUCAAAACUCUAGAGGAGUCUAUAAUUCCAUUGGCACAGCAGCUUUACGAUAUGGACAAGGUCGUGGAGUUGUAA
Molecule: messenger RNA, 1074 nt
Organism: Penicillium atrosanguineum
Lineage: Eukaryota; Fungi; Ascomycota; Eurotiomycetes; Eurotiales; Aspergillaceae
Product: OPT superfamily oligopeptide transporter
Exons: 3
Coding region: 1-1074 (357 amino acids)
Biological process (GO): steroid biosynthetic process
Molecular function (GO): 3-beta-hydroxy-Delta5-steroid dehydrogenase (NAD+) activity
Source: RefSeq, a predicted model, not a curated record